Drosophila novamexicana is the source of this 3356-nucleotide messenger RNA. RefSeq names its product muscarinic acetylcholine receptor gar-2 (gene mAChR-B). The record is from RefSeq and is a predicted model, not a curated record. NCBI's taxonomy places the organism in Eukaryota, Metazoa, Arthropoda, Insecta, Diptera, Drosophilidae. Gene Ontology annotation, molecular function: G protein-coupled serotonin receptor activity; G protein-coupled acetylcholine receptor activity. The coding region runs from base 1 to 2997 and encodes 998 amino acids. Gene Ontology annotation, cellular component: dendrite; membrane; synapse. The transcript has 3 exons. Gene Ontology annotation, biological process: adenylate cyclase-inhibiting G protein-coupled acetylcholine receptor signaling pathway; chemical synaptic transmission; G protein-coupled receptor signaling pathway, coupled to cyclic nucleotide second messenger.
AUGCGUACUCUAGCCAAAACAUCCGGCUUUAAUGGCAGCGAUGACUAUCUAAAUGGUCUGGAUGCUGCGAAUAGAACCGAAUUUAUAUACACUAUUAAGUCUAACUGGAUUACGGAAUGGCGCAUACGGAAGGAGCGCGAGAAUCUCUGCCGUGGCCUCUACAAUAGGGUCAUAGAGCACGCGGAGUGCAAACGCCUGUUGGAGGCGGCAAAGAUCUAUGGCGAGAUUACGGACUUUAAUGCUUGGUCACCUAAUGAGCAGCUGCAAUGGUAUCGCAAUUUCGGUUACAAUUUGACCAACUUUGGCCGGAACAGCUCGACGGAGACAAGUGCCACGCCCGUGGAGGUUAGUGGGCCGGUGCCCGUGUUGCCGCCAUUUGAGACCUGGCAGACAAUUGCCAUAGCAUUGUGUUUGUUCUUGUGCAUCAUUCUGACGGUGGGUGGCAAUAUUCUCGUGCUGCUCGCCUUCAUUGUGGAUCGGAAUAUACGACAGCCCAGCAACUACUUUAUAGCCUCACUAGCCGCAACGGAUAUGUUGAUAGGAACUGUUUCCAUGCCCUUCUAUACCGUAUAUGUGCUAAAGGGCUAUUGGGAUCUGGGACCCUUACUCUGCGACUUGUGGCUAUCUGUGGACUAUACCGUUUGCCUGGUCUCCCAAUACACCGUCUUGUUGAUAACCAUUGAUCGCUAUUGCUCGGUGAAAAUCGCGGCAAAGUAUCGCAGCUGGCGCACUCGGACACGGGUCAUUUAUAUGGUCUCCAUCACCUGGAUCAUACCGACGCUGCUGUUCUUCAUCUCGAUCUUUGGCUGGGAGCAUUUUACGGGCAAACGCGACCUGUUGCCGGGCCAGUGCGCUGUGCAGUUUCUCAAGGACCCGGUCUUCAAUACGGCAUUGAUCAUUGGCUACUACUGGACCACGUUGAUUGUGCUGUUCGUGCUGUAUGCGGGCAUCUAUAAGACCGCCUACGACAUGCAGAAGCGGAGCGAGGCCAAACAGCGCAAGAUGCAGUCGAUGGUGGCGCUGAGCGCUGGCGCCAUGUCCGGCAUGGCUGGUCAUGCUGCGGGCAUUGGUGUCAUUGAGGAGAAGAUACUAAAAACUAAGGUGCAGCUAUCGGAGGUAGAUAGCAGCGGCUGCAACACGGCUGUAAAGCGUCUGAGCGGCUCGGGCCAAGCCAAUCCGCUGGCGCAGGCCACCGAAGCAGUUGCCAUUGUGCAGAUGACACCCGAAGAGCGACGCGCCUCCGAGGCCAAAAUUGAGGAAUCCAAGCGUGCAGCGGCCGAGGCAGAGAAGAGCGAACGCUCCAGUAGUCCAGCCUUUGAUUCCGAUGAGGAGUCCUCUGUCAACCAAACACAGCAGCUGCUCAAUCAACAGAAGCUGACCAAUCUGCGCAAGCGUUCGUCCAUUGGCCUGGUGUUUGGUGCACAGGCGGCGCUGUUGGCGACACGCAGCAAAGGUAACUUGCAACAAAGCACCAGCAACUCCAAGUCAAUUGAGGCCAUGCACUCCAUGGGCGCACGAUCGCCACACCAUCACCCAAUUAACCAAUCGAGCUUGCAGCGCGCCCAGAGCAAGGAGGAGGUGGGCAUGGGUCUUUAUCAGGCGCAUACACCAAUUGAGCGACCCAAGCGCACCUCCUGCUCCACUUUGUCCCAGAUAGCCGAGCAUGACCGUCUCAUUGAUAUCCAUCAACCCUCGAUACCAGCCAAGCAUGGCCCGCUCUCACCCGUGGAUCUGGUGCCCAUUGAGGUGCCGCGCGAGCAGGUGCAACAGUGUCUGGUGCAGGCCAUAUUGCCGCCGCCCGAAGCCUUUCAGUGCCCCACACCCCUGUCCGAUUACUCGGAUCGACCCUUUGGCAACAGCUCCGGCAAUAGCGAACUGGCCAUGAGCUACGAUCUGAUGACGAACAACUCGGAGAUGCGCUACAUGGAUGAGAGCUCCGCCAUGAUGACCACCACCAAUGAUAAUAGCAUUAGCUGCUCUCAAAGCAGCGCACCACGCACCGCUCCACGUUCCGUGCCCGUUUCCACAGCACAGCGAAGUGCCAUUCCACCACCGCCACCCGCACGCAAACAGCUCCAAAGAUCCAGCUCCCCCAUUGUUCCAGCGACUAAGCCCAGCCAGAGCCGGAGCGAGUGUCAUGAGGAGAGCCAAUCCCAGUCCCAGGAACAGGUAGCCAUUGAAAAACGUCUUCUCGUAUCAUACACAGGCAUCGAGGACUUUGCCAAGGGUCGGCGAGAGAGCUGCAUUGAGGCCAUUUGCCUGCUGGAUGUGCCCGGGCAUGGCAAUGAUCGUUUGCAGGCGGAUUGUCCGCCGCGUCGCGCCUCCAGCCCCAUGGAGACGAGCAGCAAGGAUGCGGUGCUCUACUCUCCCAUGCCACCGCCGCCGCUUAAACCGAUGCCGGUCACAGGCAAUGCUGCAGCAGGCGCAGCUGCUGGAACCGCUGCUACAGUGGCACCACCAGCACCGGCUGCUAUUCAGCUGGAGCGCAUUGAUGAGCGCGAAGCGUCGGACUCAAACACCAACAAGAUGCCCUCCACAUCGGGCACCACCAGCAGCUCGGCUGGUCCGGCCGGCGGCAUGAGAAAGGAUGCCAAGGAUCUCGAUGAAGAUGGCGGUGUCUCGCGUCGUGGCUCCAGCAAACGGCAUUUCAUGCACUCCAUUGGCAAGCAUUUCAAGAGCAAGAAGGCCCUGCCCCUGGUCAUGGGCAUGGGUGGCAGCCGGCAAAAGUCCAAGUCGGAGAAUCGUGCACGCAAAGCGUUUCGCACUAUCUCCUUCAUUUUGGGCUGCUUUGUGGCCUGCUGGACGCCGUAUCAUGUGUUGGCCCUGGUCGAGGGCUUCUGCCGGAAUCCGCCGUGCACCAAUGAGCAUCUAUAUAUGUUCUCCUAUUUCCUGUGCUAUGCCAACAGUCCAAUGAAUCCAUUCUGCUACGCAUUGGCCAAUCAGCAGUUCAAGAAGACAUUUAUGCGAAUUCUCAAGGGUGAUCUGCACAUGACCUAAGCGAGCCUCCGAGCUAAUGAUGAUGACGAUGAUGAUGAUGACGACGAGUUUUGGGAUGAGAUGAGAUUGAUCGCCGGAUCCGGCUUUGGCAUUGCAUUUGUCAAGCGGUACACAGCAUUUCCGAGAGCCCCGCGGAAUGUUGAGACCCAAUUUUAUUCGAACUGUAGAUUUUGGUUAAAUGCUCCGCCAAAUUGUGGAUCCCGCUCCUCCCCCAUCUGUGGAACACCAAUUGAAUUCAAAAUUUGAACGGUGUUUUUGUAAUUUAAGGUCAGCCAAAGGUGUGUGUUAGUUAGUGAAAGGAACUAUUUGUUUAGCGACUAGUAGAAGCUAUUAGAACGGAGUUGUAGUAAAAGUUGAGG